AGAGCAACUAUACCAUGUGAUGUUUUUUCCCAUGCUUACCCCCAAGAUCGACUAUUUACUAAAAACGUGCUUUCCUUAGGCGGUUCAGCUCAAAAAAAACGUGCUUUCCUUGGUCGUCCACGAUUUGGAUUUUUCUUCUAAUCCUACUACCUUCUAGUAAGCAUCUUCGUUCAUUCUACUUCCCCUACUCCUUCUCCUUCGCUUAUCACACAAACCACACCAGAAACAAGAUGUCGGACGAAUUGGAAACGUUAAACAUCUCGGAUGCCAAGAAGAAGUACGUGAGGGAAGUUGUGAAUCCUAUCCUCGAGGACAUGGUGAUGGACGGCCUUUUUUGCGCAAAGCUAGAGGAGGAUCCGACGAUUAUGGCUCAUAAUACCUUUCUCUUCCACUCCCAGUAAGUGUGAGUGUGUAAGUAUGUGUUUGAUGUCAUGUGUUCGAGAGGUAGACCGAGGUGGUGUUCUUACGCGAGCAGCUCUGCUCCUGGUAUUGAUUUAGUACAACGUCAGGCUACGAUUAACUCUUUACAGUACAAAGAAAACACUCAAAAUCGCAAAUAUUGCAUUCAUUGCUCCCAGUACCUUUGUUUCUCUUUCUCUUGUUCCACUCCCUCUCUAACCCAACCUACUUACUUGCGUGGACACCUUUCUCUUCCACUCCCUCUCUAACCCAAACUACUUACUUGCGUGGACGAAUCUGCGUCGUUCCACCAUUUCGCAGCAGUAUGAGGAACUUCUUCACGAAAACGAAGGCUUGAAGGGCAAGCUCGGUCAUUGUGAACGUGCCUUGUCUGAGUUGGAGGCAGCUGCUGUAGCUCGCGCAGCGCGCGAAGCAGGACGAAAAGAACAAGAAGCGCUCAAAAAAGCUGCCUCUAGUGGUGGAGCUGCUGGUAGUGCCGAGGCAGGAGAAGGACAAGACGGAGGAGCAGGAGGAGAGAGACCCACAGACAGCGAAGAAUUCGACGAGGAUGAAUUAAUCGACGACGCAGACUUGCCCAAACCUGCCAGACUGCAAGCGAAAAGAGGUGCCAUUUCAGCGUCGGUGAAUGCUGGAAUUGCAGGUAUUGGUCCAGCUACAGGCGAACCAGCUUCACCACCCGCACACGCAAAGUCACCAUCUCAGAAAAAAAGAUUGAGGAGUGCUAUGGUACUUUCAUGUUGGCUGAUGCGCGGGAGACGUUGAAAAUUUGGCGCGAAAGACGUGCGUGUAGACCUUGGGGUGUACUACGUAACCAAUAAAGAUCUGAGAACUAAAACAACAUGCAUCACUUAGACUUUUACCUAUCAACACUUUUAAUAAAACACUGCCUCAUGAUCUAUACUGACAACACACUCCAACAGGGGAACAGCGUUUUGUUUUCGACGUUGAACAGUGCUGAUUUCCAGACCUGCAUCGAUGCCAUGGAGGAGGUGGCUGCGGAGAAAGGAGAUGUUCUCCUACGCGAGAAGGACUCUGGAACUGCCUACAUCGUGGUUGAGCGUGGCGAGCUCGAAUGCCGACAGGGCUUAGCCCCGCAGGACAUCUCCCCAGGUGGCGUCGCCACUAUCAUGUCCGCGUCAAAGGACGUGGCCCAACGCGUUGGCGAAGGAGAGGCAUGCGGCGAAUUGGACCUAUUAUACGGACAACCCAGUUCUCAUACGGUGAUUGCGUCCACGAAUGGGGUGAUAUUCUGGAAAUUGGAUCGCGAAACCUAUUCUCAGAUCGUAAAAGACGCCCACAAGCGAAAGCAGGCAAGAUUUGAGACGUGGUUGGGGAAAGUGCCACUAUUUGCCAAACUACGGCCAGCAGAAGGAGCAAAGCUCGCGGAAGCAUUGAAAUCUGUCAAGUACUAUCAACUCCACCUGUUGUGAUUUUGUUGUUCUCUUUGUUUUCUACUUCCUAUUAUGAGGUGUGUUUUGAAUCAUGUCUGUGUAUCCCGAACGUUCCAUGAUUUUUCCUUUUGGCAUUCUUUCAGAGGUGAGGUACUCUUAAACUCUUAAAAGUUCUAGUCGAAGUAAAGUGAUCCACAGGGAUAUACUUCCAACCCACCGCUCCAAUCGUAAAUGACUACAGCUUCCCCGCUGGUCAGCAAGUCUACGGCGAAUCUGAUGGUGACGCAUCGUUCUACGUGGUGGAAGAAGGCCGCUUGCAAGCACUCAGAAAGCAGCCUACUGAAGAGGAUAUUAACGCCGGGUUGAACCUUGUCGAGACUGAGCAAGAACAAAUCAUGCUAGAGUACGUGGAAGGCGAUUUUUUUGGAGAAAUGGCCUUGCUUGACGACGCACCACGCGCCCACACGGUGAAAGCAGUGACGGACUGCAGAUUGGCAACGAUAGACAGGUUAAGGGUUUCCGAAUUACAUCCCUCACUACCAUCCUUGGCUCCUUUUCAAGGGGGAAAUGGGUCAAGGAUGUUCUGAAGAAUGCAACUCGGAAACCUCUAAACAGGACAGCGCUUGCGGCUCUGGUGGGAAGCCUGACGACGAGUGCGGCUAUUGACGUCAAUCCCGAAGGGGAAGUACGAGCAGCCACUCCUGUGCUGGCGGGACAAGCACUAGCAGAGAGGCACGUGAUAUGAACACCGCAAGAGCUGCUGACAAGCACUAGCAGAGAGGCACGUGAUAUGAGCAUCACCGGUUCUAGUGUUGUAAGACCCUUUUGACCAGACGUCGUCAUGAUGCUUGUCGAUAUAAGCAAUUCCGGUGCUGCGAAUGUCUUACAUUAAAGAUACGAAAGAAACGGCACUUUAAUGGACUAUCAUAAUCUAUGACGAGAAUCCUUACCGGACGCGUUGUAUUAUAAAGAACCUGAACUCUUUUUGGAAGUGGAACGAGUCUAACACAUACGAUAAGAAUAUAGGGCGUAGUAAGCCUUUGUCCUGACGUUAUCUGG
This is a messenger RNA of Amoebophrya sp. A25, 2870 nucleotides long. The record is from the annotation of a GenBank genome assembly. Lineage: Eukaryota; Dinophyceae; Syndiniales; Amoebophryaceae.